Molecule: messenger RNA, 4446 nt
Organism: Knipowitschia caucasica
Lineage: Eukaryota; Metazoa; Chordata; Actinopteri; Gobiiformes; Gobiidae
Source: the annotation of a GenBank genome assembly
AUGACAGACACGAUGUCGUCGAUGCUCUCGUCUCCAGAGCGACUGUCCGUCAGCAGCGGAGAGCGCAGACUGAUGGGACUGAGGGCCACUGCGGAGGAGACUGGGAGUGAGAGGGUUCCUCUGGCGCAUGGAGCACAAAGCACCUUUAGGCUGCGACACGAUGAGCUGCACCUCCUCCGGGCUGCUGUGCAUGACCUCCGCCGCCUCGCUGAACGCCACGCCCUCCAGGCUCACGUUGUUCAGGGAGAUCAGACGACCGCCUGCAGGAGGUCAGAGGAGGAGGUCAGAGGAGGAGGUCAGAGGAGGAGGUCAGAGGAGGAGGACAGAGGAGGAGGUCAGAGGAGGAGGACAGAGGAGGAGGACAGAGGAGGAGGACAGAGGAGGAGGUCAGAGGAGGAGGACAGAGGAGGAGGUCAGAGGAGGAGGACAGAGGAGGAGGUCAGAGGAGGAGGUCAGAGGAGGAGGACAGAGGAGGAGGUCAGAGGAGGAGGACAGAGGAGGAGGACAGAGGAGGAGGACAGAGGAGGAGGUCAGAGGAGGAGGUCAGAGGAGGAGGUCAGAGGAGGAGGACAGAGGAGGAGGACAGAGGAGGAGGACAGAGGAGGAGGACAGAGGAGGAGGUCAGAGGAGGAGGUCAGAGGAGGAGGUCAGAGGAGGAGGACAGAGGAGGAGGUCAGAGGAGGAGGACAGAGGAGGAGGACAGAGGAGGAGGACAGAGGAGGAGGUCAGAGGAGGAGGUCAGAGGAGGAGGACAGAGGAGGAGGUCAGAGGAGGAGGACAGAGGAGGAGGUCAGAGGAGGAGGUCAGAGGAGGACAGAGGAGGAGGACAGAGGAGGAGGACAGAGGAGGAGGACAGAGGAGGAGGACAGAGGAGGAGGUCAGAGGAGGAGGUUAGAGGAGGAGGUCAGAGGAGGAGGACAGAGGAGGAGGACAGAGGAGGAGGACAGAGGAGGAGGACAGAGGAGGAGGUCAGAGGAGGAGGACAGAGGAGGAGGACAGAGGAGGAGGACAGAGGAGGAGGUCAGAGGAGGAGGUCAGAGGAGGAGGACAGAGGAGGAGGUCAGAGGAGGAGGACAGAGGAGGAGGACAGAGGAGGAGGUCAGAGGAGGAGGUCAGAGGAGGAGGACAGAGGAGGAGGUCAGAGGAGGAGGUCAGAGGAGGAGGUCAGAGGAGGAGGACAGAGGAGGAGGACAGAGGAGGAGGACAGAGGAGGAGGUCAGAGGAGGAGGUCAGAGGAGGAGGACAGAGGAGGAGGACAGAGGAGGAGGUCAGAGGAGGAGGUCAGAGGAGGAGGACAGAGGAGGAGGUCAGAGGAGGAGGACAGAGGAGGAGGACAGAGGAGGAGGACAGAGGAGGAGGUCAGAGGAGGAGGUCAGAGGAGGAGGUCAGAGGAGGAGGACAGAGGAGGAGGACAGAGGAGGAGGACAGAGGAGGAGGACAGAGGAGGAGGUCAGAGGAGGAGGUCAGAGGAGGAGGACAGAGGAGGAGGUCAGAGGAGGAGGACAGAGGAGGAGGUCAGAGGAGGAGGACAGAGGAGGAGGUCAGAGGAGGAGGUCAGAGGAGGAGGACAGAGGAGGAGGUCAGAGGAGGAGGACAGAGGAGGAGGUCAGAGGAGGAGGUCAGAGGAGGAGGACAGAGGAGGAGGACAGAGGAGGAGGACAGAGGAGGAGGACAGAGGAGGAGGACAGAGGAGGAGGUCAGAGGAGGAGGUCAGAGGAGGAGGACAGAGGAGGAGGACAGAGGAGGAGGACAGAGGAGGAGGACAGAGGAGGAGGACAGAGGAGGAGGUCAGAGGAGGAGGACAGAGGAGGAGGACAGAGGAGGAGGUCAGAGGAGGAGGUCAGAGGAGGAGGACAGAGGAGGAGGUCAGAGGAGGAGGACAGAGGAGGAGGACAGAGGAGGAGGACAGAGGAGGAGGUCAGAGGAGGAGGUCAGAGGAGGAGGUCAGAGGAGGAGGACAGAGGAGGAGGACAGAGGAGGAGGACAGAGGAGGAGGACAGAGGAGGAGGUCAGAGGAGGAGGUCAGAGGAGGAGGUCAGAGGAGGAGGACAGAGGAGGAGGUCAGAGGAGGAGGACAGAGGAGGAGGGACAGAGGAGGAGGACAGAGGAGGAGGUCAGAGGAGGAGGACAGAGGAGGAGGACAGAGGAGGAGGUCAGAGGAGGAGGACAGAGGAGGAGGUCAGAGGAGGAGGUCAGGAGGAGGACAGAGGAGGAGGACAGAGGAGGAGGACAGAGGAGAGGAGGACAGAGGAGGAGGACAGAGGAGGAGGUCAGAGGAGGAGGUCAGAGGAGGAGGACAGAGGAGGAGGUCAGAGGAGGAGGUCAGAGAGGAGGACAGAGGAGGAGGACAGAGGAGGAGGACAGAGGAGAGGACAGAGGAGGAGGUCAGAGGAGGAGGUCAGAGGAGGAGGUCAGAGGAGGAGGACAGAGGAGGAGGACAGAGGAGGAGGACAGAGGAGGAGGACAGAGAGAGGAGGACAGAGGAGGAGGACAGAGGAGGAGGUCAGAGGAGGAGGUCAGAGGAGGAGGUCAGAGGAGGAGGUCAGAGGAGGAGGACAGGCAGGAGGAGGACAGAGGAGGAGGACAGAGGAGGAGGCAGAGGAGGAGGGAGGAGGCAGAGGAGAGGACAGAGGAGGAGGCAGAGGAGGAGGACAGAGGAGGAGGUCAGAGGAGGAGGUCAGAGGAGGAGGACAGAGGAGGAGGACAGAGGAGGAGGACAGAGGAGGAGGACAGAGGAGGAGGUCAGAGGAGGAGGUCAGAGGAGGAGGUCAGAGGAGGAGGACAGAGGAGGAGGACAGAGGAGGAGGACAGAGGAGGAGGACAGAGGAGGAGGUCAGAGGAGGAGGACAGAGGAGGAGGACAGAGGAGGAGGACAGAGGAGGAGGACAGAGGAGGAGGUCAGAGGAGGAGGUCAGAGGAGGAGGUCAGAGGAGGAGGACAGAGGAGGAGGACAGAGGAGGAGGACAGAGGAGGAGGUCAGAGGAGGAGGUCAGAGGAGGAGGUCAGAGGAGGAGGUCAGAGGAGGAGGUCAGAGGAGGAGGUAGAGGGAAGAGGAGGAGGACAGAGGAGGAGGACAGAGGAGGAGGACAGAGGAGGAGGUCAGAGGAGGAGGUCAGAGGAGGAGGACAGAGGAGGAGGACAGAGGAGGAGGACAGAGGAGGAGGACAGAGGAGGAGGACAGAGGAGGAGGACAGAGGAGGAGGACAGAGGAGGAGGACAGAGGAGGAGGACAGAGGAGGAGGACAGAGGAGGAGGUCAGAGGAGGAGGUCAGAGGAGGAGGUCAGAGGAGGAGGACAGAGGAGGAGGACAGAGGAGGAGGACAGAGGAGGAGGUCAGAGGAGGAGGUCAGAGGAGGAGGUCAGAGGAGGAGGACAGAGGAGGAGGUCAGAGGAGGAGGUCAGAGGAGGAGGUCAGAGGAGGAGGACAGAGGAGGAGGACAGAGGAGGAGGACAGAGGAGGAGGACAGAGGAGGAGGUCAGAGGAGGAGGUCAGAGGAGGAGGACAGAGGAGGAGGUCAGAGGAGGAGGACAGAGGAGGAGGACAGAGGAGGAGGUCAGAGGAGGAGGACAGAGGAGGAGGACAGAGGAGGAGGACAGAGGAGGAGGACAGAGGAGGAGGUCAGAGGAGGAGGACAGAGGAGGAGGACAGAGGAGGAGGUCAGAGGAGGAGGACAGAGGAGGAGGACAGAGGAGGAGGACAGAGGAGGAGGUCAGAGGAGGAGGUCAGAGGAGGAGGACAGAGGAGGAGGUCAGAGGAGGAGGACAGAGGAGGAGGACAGAGGAGGAGGACAGAGGAGGAGGUCAGAGGAGGAGGUCAGAGGAGGAGGACAGAGGAGGAGGUCAGAGGAGGAGGACAGAGGAGGAGGACAGAGGAGGAGGUCAGAGGAGGAGGACAGAGGAGGAGGACAGAGGAGGAGGACAGAGGAGGAGGUCAGAGGAGGAGGUCAGAGGAGGAGGUCAGAGGAGGAGGACAGAGGAGGAGGUCAGAGGAGGAGGACAGAGGAGGAGGUCAGAGGAGGAGGUCAGAGGAGGAGGACAGAGGAGGAGGACAGAGGAGGAGGACAGAGGAGGAGGUCAGAGGAGGAGGUCAGAGGAGGAGGACAGAGGAGGAGGACAGAGGAGGAGGACAGAGGAGGAGGUCAGAGGAGGAGGUCAGAGGAGGAGGACAGAGGAGGAGGACAGAGGAGGAGGUCAGAGGAGGAGGACAGAGGAGGAGGACAGAGGAGGAGGUCAGAGGAGGAGGACAGAGGAGGAGGUCAGAGGAGGAGGACAGAGGAGGAGGACAGAGGAGGAGGACAGAGGAGGAGGACAGAGGAGGAGGUCAGAGGAGGAGGUCAGAGGAGGAGGACAGAGGAGGAGGUCAGAGGAGGAGGUCAGAGGAGGAGGACAGAGUAUGGUAAUCCAAAUACUGCAGCUCGAGUUCUGACCAUAGACUGUAAAUAUUAA